Messenger RNA from Acanthopagrus latus (yellowfin seabream), 2010 nucleotides. Its product is annotated as rhotekin-like. Gene Ontology annotation, biological process: signal transduction; actomyosin contractile ring assembly; mitotic cytokinesis. NCBI's taxonomy places the organism in Eukaryota, Metazoa, Chordata, Actinopteri, Spariformes, Sparidae. Bases 222 to 1586 code for a protein of 454 amino acids. The record is from RefSeq and is a predicted model, not a curated record. The transcript is spliced from 14 exons. Gene Ontology annotation, cellular component: actomyosin contractile ring.
GGAGGAUGAGCCCACCAGCGUGUCUCAGUACUUCUUAUGUGACAUUUUCACCGACGUGGAGGAGGGAUGAAAGCCAUAGAGAGGGCUGAGUGAGAGGAGAGGACGGACCUGCAGGCUUGCCUUUUUUAAAAUGUCCAUUCAGUCAGCUGUGAGAUUAGUCGGUGCGCUCACCGUACAGCUGAACGCACAGAGACCGAAAAAGACCUCCAAGAAGAAGGAACAUGACUGAAAACACCCAGGAAGGAGAGGUGCUGAAGCAGAUCGAGAGGGAGGUGCGAAUGCGGGAGGGGGCCAGUAAGCUUCUGGCAGCCUGCUCCAGGAGAGAGCAGGCCCUGGAGGCCUCCAAGAGCCUGCUGACCUGCAGCGCCCGCAUCCUGGCCUUGCUCAGCCAGCUACAGAGGAUGAGGAAAGCACAAAUCCUGGGGAGAGUGGGACAAAGGUCAUCUGGAGAUAUCGCGCCGUGUCUGGGAAAAGUAGCCCUCUCAGACCUGCGAAUCCCGCUGAUGUGGAAAGACUCAGAGUACUUCAAAAACAAAGGCGAGCUGCAUCGGUGCGCCGUGUUCUGCCUGCUCCAGUGUGGCACAGAGAUCCACGACACUGAUCUGGUGAUGGUGGACCGGACUUUAACUGACGUGUGUUUUGAAGACACCGUCAUAUUCAACGACGUGGGUCCAGAGUUCCAGCUCCGUGUGGAGCUGUACAGCAGCUGUGCGGUGGACAGCUCCUCACAGGGGGCUCUAGGACCCAGGAGAGGGAGCCUGCUGGGGGGCUCUCUGGGAUGCUCCUCUGGGAGUAAGAUCCGUGCUGCGUUUGAGUCUGCAACUGUUUGUGGAUCCAGUGGAGGAGAUGAGGGACCUGGAGGUGUGUCGCCGCCUUCAUCCCCUCGUCGGUCUUCGCUGGGGCCCAAGUUCAACCUGCUGGCUCACACGACACUGAGAAUCGAACACGUCCAGGAAGCUUUCAAGACGCAUGAUUUGACGCUGGCAGCGACAGAGGACAGCCCCUUCUGGCUGCCUCUGUAUGGCAACAUGUGCUGCCGCCUGGUUGCCCAGCCUCUGUGCAUGGUACUGCCUGUCAUGAGUGGCCAACUCAAGGUUAAGCUUGGAGAGGACCUUGAUCGCUGGCAAAAUGUCCACUGUGUCCUCAGAGGGCAAAGUCUCCUCUGCUACCAGAGUGAAGAGGACCUGGAGUCUGAGGACGAGCCAUUACUUGUAAUCCACAUCAGAAAGGAUACCCUCGUCUGUGUGUCAGAGAGAGAUCCAGUCCAGUGCCGGAGUAUAUACAUCAGCACACAGCGCCAAGGAGAGGAUGUAACCUACACACUAACCACGCACACACCCGAAGACACGUCGCGCUGGACCGAGGCCCUCUGGCAGCACGUCUACAACAUGAGCCAGUGGAAGCAGUGUUGUGAUGGCCUCAUGAAGAUUGACACGCUGAACUCCCGGAAAGCCAUUACAGUGAAGCAGGGAUCGCUUUACCAUGAAAUAGUAACACCAUCCUCACCCGGAGAAGGUCUCGCCGUUCCGGAUUUAUCCAGUGAAAUCCGCACUUUGCUCUCUUCCUACUACAAGGAAAGAUAUUGAUGACCCUGCCCACAGCUGCACCGGCGGCGUAAGGACCUGCUCUUAUUCUAUCCAUUUGUGGUUGCUACACCUGCUGAAGACAACGAACAAGGACAUGAUAAAUGCUGCUAUUUGGAUAUUCUACAGAGGACACAUCCUUCCACACAAUCUUCUACCUCUCCUCCCUGAAUCUUAAAUGUUUGUCCAACCAGAAGUAUAAACAGUACUGAAGAAUGAACAGUGUAAGCCUGAAGUCCCAACUCAUCACCGGCUAUUAUGCCACUAAACUGUUGAUCAUUUGAAUUUCGGUGUAAUAAAAAAUCUACAAAAAAAACCAAAAGGAAAUAAAACGAUCUUCAUUUACAACACACAAGUGCGGCAUUCCAUGUUUUUGGAUGCUUUUAAAGGAUUGUUCACGUAAAUAAACAAAUGUAACAUGCUUAAA